Lolium rigidum is the source of this 1822-nucleotide messenger RNA. Its product is annotated as nuclear transport factor 2-like. Gene Ontology annotation, molecular function: mRNA binding. The record is from RefSeq and is a predicted model, not a curated record. NCBI's taxonomy places the organism in Eukaryota, Viridiplantae, Streptophyta, Magnoliopsida, Poales, Poaceae. Gene Ontology annotation, cellular component: ribonucleoprotein complex; cytosol.
AUGGCAAUGCAAGCAGGAACCCCGUCCCCUCCAUUAAGCCCCCAAGUGAUUUGCUCUGUAUUUGUUGAGCAAUAUUACCACAUUCUACACGAGACACCAGACCAGGCGCAUAAGUUUUAUCAAGAUACAAGUAGGAUUGGCCGGACAGGUUCUGAUGGAGUCAUGGAAUACGUAACAACAUUGCCUGAGAUCAACAAGAAAAUAUUGUCUAUGGACUUCAGCAAAUACUUAACAGAGAUAGAGACUGCAGAUGCACUCUUAUCUCACAAUGGUGGCGUUAUCAUUGUUGUUACUGGAUCAUUAACCAUGUCUGAUGGCGUUUGCCAAAGAUUUACACAGACGUUCUUCCUUGCACCACAAGAAAGUGGUGGCUAUUUUGUUCUCAAUGAUAUUUUAAGGUUGAUAUCAGAAAGGAAUCAAGGAAAUGAAAGAACUCUGAAGGAUGGGCCUGUUGCUCAAUCAGUGGCAGAUCCUACUCCAGCUGUGGCGGUGGAGCAUAUGACCACUGACAUUGUUGCGGACGUGCAAGUUCCGAACUCUGGCACAACUGUUGAAAAUAACCCCACUGCUAAUGGAACUGUUGAAAAUAAUGUCGAGCCACCUGUGAAGGUGACCAAAGAGGAUGUGAAAAAGAUUUCUGUUGCUGUUGCCCCCCCUCCAGCUCAGAAGGAUAUUCCAAAAAAGACCCCUGUUGCUGCUUCUCCCCCUCCAGCUCAGAAAGAUGUCACUAAGAAGACUUACGCAUCAAUUGUGAAAGUCAUGAAGGAGGGCCCACCAACUCCAGUUGUCAAAUCUAAACCAUCUCCUAAACCUGUGACGAAACCUGCGAUCAAGGCUGUUGAAGGUCCAGAAAAGUCUUCCGUGAAAGCUCCUGAAACCGCACCAUCUGCCACGAGUGUUACCAAGAACAAAACUUCUCAUGAGGAACAAGGCUAUUCGAUUUUCGUCAAGAGUUUGCCUUUCAAUUCGACUACUCAAACGGUUGAAGAAGAGUUCAAGAAAUUUGGUGCAAUCAAGCCUGGUGGCAUCCAAGUUAGGAACAACAAGGUCGAUCAGUACUGCUUUGGCUUUGUUGAAUUUGAAACCCAGCAAGCUAUGCAAGCUGCAAUUCAGGCUUCUCCGCUAUUUAUAAAUGAGCUUGAAGUGCGUAUUGAGCAGAAGCGGACCAGUACGAGAGUUGUGAAUGGUGUUGUCAUGAAUGCUGGUGGAGGCGGCCGUUUCCAAUAUGGGAGGGGUCACCGUGGUGGAGGACGUGGUGGUGGCUAUGGGAACAAUGCGAACUACCGUGGUGGUGAUAACUUCCACAGCAGGAGGGACGAGAACGGUGAUGACUUCAACAACAUGAGAGACGACGGUGAUAGCUUCAACAGGCGGAACGACGGUGAGAACUUCAACAGGAGGAACCGAAACGAGUACUCCGGGGGUCGUGGUGGGCGAGGGCCGCCGCCCCAGGGGAACGGCUACCACCACCACAACGGGAACGGCUUCCACCAGCCACGGCCCUUCCCAAACGAGAAUGGGAGGUAUGCCCGUGCCAAUGGCGGCCCGAAGCAAACACAGGUUGGCGCGUAGAGGGCCAGCGGAAACCAGUCUAGAGGAUAGGAGGUCAGAUUCUUUUAGCAGUCGCUAGUAAGUUUAGCGCUGCUUGCUUGGCGGUGUAUGGUAGGUGAAUGGAUUUUGUGUUGAUGAACGUCAAUUGGUUGGUGGGUGAUGCGGAGAUCAAAUUGUGUCGAUCGGAACAGAACCCCAGUCUGGGAAGCGCAAGAUGCAAAGAUCUGCUGUUGUUGUUGUAAUUCAUGUUAUCUCUUAUCGCUGUUGUUGU